AUGACUCAUUUAGAAAAUGUCUUUUUAAAGAAUGUUUUAUUGUAUUUACCAACAUUAAAAGAUGUAGGGAGAUUUGCACAAGUAAGUAAAUCAUGUGAAGAAGCAAUCAAUACGAUUUAUGUCAAUCCAUAUGAAUUAACAAUCCAUCAUUCAUUUGAUGAAAUUAUUCCAUUAUUUCCUAAUUUACAAACAUUUUAUGUUAGAAGAUGUCCAUCAAGAUUAUACAAAAUAACAGCAAAUGAUAUUCCACUUAUUGAAGUAGGAGGAUGGAAUGAACAAUCCAAACAAACACAAGUGUUUAACACAAAAUGGUUUUGUUCCAAAAUAAGGAAAAUACGAAUAGAUGGAUAUUAUUGUAAAAAAGUAAUAGAAAAACAUCCAAACUAUUUUAUUCAAUUACAAGAAUUAGUUGUUAUGAAUGGAAUUGAUAUUAAUGCAUUAAUACAAUUAUUUGAAUUACCAACAUUAAAAAAAGUAAUUAUUAUUUGUAGUACUAUUGAAUUUCAACUUCUUUCAAAGUCAUUUGAUUUUAAUAAACAUAACAAAAUUAACUUCAUUAUUAUUUUUAUUAUUACAUAUUCAAACACUAACAUAUUAAAUCAAAUGGAUUAUAAUCAAUUCAUUAAUUGUAGAUUUUACACAAGAACAAUUAAUAAAUCAACAAUGAAUUGUCCUUAUUUACCAAUAUUACCAUAUGAAUCUCAAUUCUUAAUAGAUAAUUGUGAUAUGGCUAUUGAAAGUGAUGUAUUAAAUAAAAUCAAUGAAAUCAAUGAAAUAAUCAUAAAGAACAAUUUACAGAAUAUUUUAAUUGAAAAUGUUUUAAAUGAUUAUGAAGGAAAUAGAAUUGAUUUAACAUCAUUAUCAAUACAAGACGUUGAAAAACAAAAUGUUGAUAUUAUCAUUUCUCCACAUUUAAAAUCAUUAAUAAUUAAAAGUUGUCAAGCAUCAAUUGAUAUUUCAAAAUGUCACUUAAAAAAAGAUAAUAAUAUCUAA
Entamoeba histolytica HM-1:IMSS is the source of this 993-nucleotide messenger RNA. RefSeq lists its product as uncharacterized. The record is from RefSeq and is a predicted model, not a curated record. The coding region runs from base 1 to 993 and encodes 330 amino acids. The transcript has a single exon. Lineage: Eukaryota; Evosea; Mastigamoebida; Endamoebidae.